AUGGUAAGAGCCCUUGGGAAGUCCCAGUCAAAUAAGAUCGAGAAAGCGGUGUCUGCUGCUCACACCUUCCUGCAGAAGAACCCCAAACAUGAGAUGACCUUGAAGUACCUGAACUACUACAGGACGAUGCUGGAUGUGGAUGAAUACCUGGUUGACCUGGAGGCUCAGCCCUACGAGCCGAUAUUCGUGCGGUCGGUGAAGCUGUACAACAGCGGGGAUUUCCGGAGCAGCGCGGCCAACAUGGAGCGGGCGCUGGCCGAGUACUACAAGGCGUACGAUGACUGCCUGGCUGGCUGCGAGGGUGCCUACGAGCUGCAGGAGUUCAAGGACUUCUACCCCGCCAUCGCAGACCGCUUUGUGAGCGUGCUGCAGUGCAAGGUGGACUGCGAGACCGAGCUCACCCCCAACGUGGGCGGCUACUUCGUGGAGAAGUUCGUGGCCACCAUGUACCACUACUUGCAGUUUGCCUACUACAAGCUGAACGACGUGCGGGACGCGGUGCGCAGCGUCUCCAGCUACAUGCUCUUCGACCCGGGCGAUGCUGUCAUGCAGCAGAACCUGGUCUAUUACCGCUUCCACCGCGAGCGCUGGCGCCUGCAGGACGAGGACUUCAAGCCCCGGCCGUGCCUGCAGGCUGAUGAUGAGAUGGAGGUGGAUGGUGAUGAGGGGCCAGAGCUGCAGGACCUGCCCUCCGACAAUGAGUUUGAGGGAGACGGUGACUACGAGGAGGAAUUCUUUGCAGAGUGGUGGCAGGAGCCCAAGACCAAGGGGGACAAAGCUGACCAAGGUUUCUGA
Messenger RNA from Chaetura pelagica (chimney swift), 795 nucleotides. RefSeq names its product leprecan-like 4 (gene P3H4). Gene Ontology annotation, molecular function: protein binding; collagen binding. Gene Ontology annotation, biological process: collagen fibril organization; peptidyl-lysine hydroxylation. The record is from RefSeq and is a predicted model, not a curated record. Lineage: Eukaryota; Metazoa; Chordata; Aves; Apodiformes; Apodidae. The transcript is spliced from 7 exons. The coding region runs from base 1 to 795 and encodes 264 amino acids. Gene Ontology annotation, cellular component: endoplasmic reticulum.